AAAAAACAAAAAAAAAUAAAUUGACCAAGAAAUAAAUAAGAAAGAGAAUAAUAAAAAAAAAAGAAGGAUCAAGAUGGCCUCAAAUGUUCCAAUAAUAAUAAAAUCUUUUUUCUUUAUAUUAAUCCUUCUGAAUAUAAAAUCAUUUCCGUUAGCAUAUCAUAUCAGAACCGUUCCAUUAAUUUUAGAAACUUUUAAAAAUCGGAAUAAUAAUAAUGAAGAUAGGGAUUUAUUUCAAGCUACAGAAAGCACAUAUAGUGUUUUAUUUGAUGAUUUAGAUACAAAUAGGCAUAUGAACAAUAGUUCGUAUAACAAAGUGUUAGAUCAUGCAAGAGGACAUUUCUUUGCAGCAUCAUUUGCAAACUAUAUGUGGAAUCAUAAAGUAGUUAUAAUGCAAAAAUCUGUCUUAAUGAUUUUCAAUCAUGAAAUUCCACCAUUUUCAAAUUACUCAGUAUAUACAAGAAUUUUAACAUGGGAUCAAAAAUGGCUCAUAUUAGUAAGUUAUUUUAGACUUCAUAAAGAGAAUAAAAUUGUUUCAUUAGGAUUAUCAAAAUGUAUAUUUAAAGAACCUAACGGUAAAACGAUCAGACCCGAAGAAUUAUUUAUAGGUAGUGGGUAUUUAAAGAAUGAUAGUGAAAAAAAAAAGGAAGAAAGAGAGGAUAGAAGACAAAAAGGAAUGAAAUUUGUCGAAGGAACUUAUUUAGCUGAAAGGUUAUUUGAUGAUGAAUUUAUAAAAGAUCUUAAUGUAAAAAAUAAAAUACCCGCAAAAUUAUAAUUUAUAAUUGUAUCUUUAAUUUAAUAAUUAAUAGAUUGUAUUAUGUUUAGAUUUGAUGUUAAG
Molecule: messenger RNA, 835 nt
Organism: Rhizophagus irregularis DAOM 181602=DAOM 197198
Lineage: Eukaryota; Fungi; Glomeromycota; Glomeromycetes; Glomerales; Glomeraceae
Source: RefSeq, a predicted model, not a curated record